Stegodyphus dumicola is the source of this 691-nucleotide messenger RNA. RefSeq names its product phosphatidylinositol transfer protein. Gene Ontology annotation, molecular function: phosphatidylinositol transfer activity; phosphatidylinositol binding; phosphatidylcholine binding. Gene Ontology annotation, cellular component: cytoplasm. Gene Ontology annotation, biological process: phospholipid transport. The record is from RefSeq and is a predicted model, not a curated record. Lineage: Eukaryota; Metazoa; Arthropoda; Arachnida; Araneae; Eresidae.
AACGAAUCCAGAUUAUAUGAAAAAUAACUUUUUUAUUAGCAUUGAAACAAUGCACAGUCCAGAUGCUGGCGAUCAAAAAAAUGCCCAUGAUUUGCCUCCAGAAAAACUGAAGCAUCGAGAUGUAGUUUUUAUUGAUAUUGCCAAUGAUCCAGUUGAAAGUAGGGAUUACAAAGAAUCAGAAGAUCCAACUAAAUUUAAGUCAGAGAAGACAGGAAGAGGACCAUUAAUAGGAAACUGGCAGAAAAACUGUACUCCUAUAAUGUGUGCCUAUAAAUUAGUGACCGUAGAAUUUAAGUGGUUUGGACUACAGAAUCGUGUGGAAUCUUUCAUUCAAAAGACAGAACGGAGAAUUUUUCUUAAUUUUCAUCGCCAAGUAUUUUGUUGGCUAGAUCGAUGGCAUGGCAUGACUAUGAAAGAUAUUAGGGAAAUUGAAGAAAAAACUAAGAGAGAAUUGGAUGAACAACGCAACAAAGGACAUGUUAGGGGCACUCAAGAAAAUUGACCUCUGAGAAGUUAGGCGCUCCAUCACCAGUUCCUUUGUAAAUCAGACAAUGCUCCGCCCACUGCCUAAUUCAUACAAUGUCUAAGGAAGCAAUUCAGUUUGUGAAAAUGGGUAAAUAUGGUACUGGACCAUCAUUAGUGUUAUAAAGAAUCAUAAAACUGUUUGUUGUAAACAUUAGCUUUGAACAAA